Molecule: messenger RNA, 940 nt
Organism: Magnolia sinica
Lineage: Eukaryota; Viridiplantae; Streptophyta; Magnoliopsida; Magnoliales; Magnoliaceae
Exons: 3
Coding region: 97-672 (191 amino acids)
Molecular function (GO): RNA binding
Source: RefSeq, a predicted model, not a curated record
ACUGAUCAAAAUAGAAAAGAAAAAAAAAAAAAACUUUUUUAUGUUGUGCUGUUUCCAUGCCCUUCAUGAGAUUAUUAGUAUCUGCUCUUCUGGACCAUGCGAGUUCCUUGGACUGCACUUUGUGCAACACUUUCUGAUAUCUAUUUAAUUAUACUGCUGAUAGGUAACUUGGAUGAGAAGGUGAAUGAUAGAGUCUUGUAUGAGAUUCUAGUUCAGGCAGGCCGAAUUGUAGACUUGUACAUACCUCGAGAUAGGGAAACCAGCCAUCCUAAGGGCUUUGCAUUUGCAGAAUAUGAAUCCGAAGAGAUUGCAGAUUAUGUUGUCAGGCUUUUCUCUGGCCUCAUCUCUCUUUACAAUAGAACACUGAAAUUUGCAAUAUCUGGGCAAGACAAGCCCUCUAAAAACAUGGCCGCUGCUCCGAUCACGCAUGCGUCGAACUUGCCUCCUAACCUGGGAUCACUGCCAAUGCAACUUAAGAAUACUGAAAAUUACCAACAGGCAGCUGAGUUUUUGACACCCUGUAGGUUUUCAGUACACAUCAGAUCAGUCGCUCCUAAUUUUCUAGAAGCACCUCCCACUGGACUAGUAAGAAAUGGAUAUAGAUCAGAUGUCAAUGACGAAAAUUUCGAUUAUAGUAGGAGCAUUUACAGGGGGGCAUUGGAUGGCAUUUGAGACUCAUCCAAGCCAAGCAAUCUAUGGUUCCAGAAAACCCAUUUGCCUAUUUCUCCUGCUAAUCUCUGCUAGGUAAUGUAUCUCUUAGCUCAACUGUGUGUAUGGCUAGAUUAAUAUCCUUUCUCUGUGGCUCAACUCGUAGUACUCUUCUGGUGGGAAGACAGAAGCACUUGCAGUCAGCUAGGAAAGCCUCUUCGCUAUUUAGUUUUAGCAAGUAAAUUAGCAGUUACAUUAGUUUGUUUGGGUUAGUUGAUUACAUUGCACUCUG